CUGAUUUAUUUGACAAUUAGUAAUGAAGACUUGUUCCUUUUACUUAUUUCAUAUUAUUUACUUGUCAAAUAAAGAUUCGCUUAAAUUUAAACAACCUAUUGCAAAAUAAGUUAUAAGAAACCAAUACAGAUGAUGGAAUAAGAAAUUAUUUAAAAUGGGAUUUGUAGGUCUUGUUUUUCCAAAAAAAUCUUGAACCACCGGAUAUGACCUCCCCCUUCACUUACAGACCAGCCGCCACUGACUCACACUGGAGAAAGUCCUUACAAGUGUAAUAUUUGUUUGAAGCAGUUUACUCAUGCAAGUAAUUGGAGAAGACAUUUGAGAACACACACUGGAGAAAAGUCUUACACGUGUCAUAUUUGUGUGAAACAGUUUACUCAAGCCAGUAGUUUGAAAUCACACAUGGUGACUCAUACUGGAGAAAACCUCAUAGAUGUGAAAUUUGUGUGAAACAGCUUAUUGAUGCAAAAGAAAAUCCUUACAAGUGUGAUACUUGUUUGAAGCAGUUUCCUCGAGCCAGUAGUUUGAAAUCACACAUGGUGACUCAUACUGGAGAAAAGCCUUACAAGUGCGAGAUUUGUCUUAAACAGUUUACUCAUGCCAGUAGUUUGAAAUCACACGUAAUGACUCACACUGGAGAAAAGCCUUACAAGUGCAAACUUUGUUUUAAGCAGUUUACUCAGGCUGGUCAUUUGAAAUCACAUAUGAUGACUCACACUAGAGAUAAGCCUCACAAGUGUGAAAUUUGUUUGAAGCAGUUUACUCAAGCCAGUAGUUUGAAAUCACACAUGAUGAUUCACACUGGAGGAAAUCAUUACAAGUGCGAGAUUUGUCUUAAGCAAUUUACUCAAGCCGGUCAUUUUAAGUCACAUAUGAUUAUUCACACUGGAGAAAAGCCUUAUAAGUGUGAUAUUUGUUUUAAGAAGUUUACUAAAACCAAUCAUUUGAAAUCACAUAUGAUGACUCACACUGGAGAAAAGCCUUACAUGUGCAAAAUUUGUUUUAAGCAGUUUACUCAGGCUGAUCAUUUGAAAUCACAUAUGAUGACUCACACUGGACAUAAGCCUUACGUGUGCGAGAUUUGCCUUAAACAGUUUACUCAUGCCAGUAGUUUGAAAUCACACAUGAUGACACACACUGGGGAAAAGCCUUAUAAGUGUGAUAUUUGUUUUAAGAAGUUUACUCAAUGCGGUCCUUUGAAAUCACACAAGGUGACUCACACUGGAGAAAGUCCUUACAAGUGUGAUAUUUGUUUGAAGCAGUUUACUGAUGUAAGUAAUUUGAGAAGACAUUUGAAAAUACACACUGGAGAAAAGCCUUACAAGUGUGAUAUUUGUUCUAAGCAGUUUACUCAAGCCAGUAGUUUGAAAUCACACAUCGUCGGUCUAAGAUGCAAAUUGCCUAAGUCACAAAUUGAAAAUUUUACAGGAGAACUUUGGAACUUGCCUAUGUCCAAAAGACAACAAAAAUAAUAUAACUGAAAAUUGCCUAAGUCCAUGCAAUACAUAUUUGACCAAAAUUAAUUAAACAAAAUAUUUACACAAACUUAAAAAAAAUGGACUUAGGCAAUUUGCAUCUUAGACCGACGACAUGAUGGUUCACACUGGAGGAAAUCCUUACAAGUGCGAGAUUUGUCUUUAGCAAUUUACUCAAGCCGGUCAUUUUAAAUCACAUAUCAUGACUCACACUGGAGAAAAGCCUUACAAGUGCGAGAUUUGUCUUAAGCAGUUUACUCAUGCCACUAGUUUGAAAUCACACAUGAUGACUCGCACUGGACAAAAGCCUUACAAGUGUAAAAUUUGUUUUAAACAGUUUAUUCAAGCCAAUAUUUUGAAAUCACACAUGAUGACUCAUACUGGAGAAAAGCCUAACAAGUGCAAAAUUUGUUUUAAGCAUUUUACUCAAGCCAGUAUUUUGAAAUCACAUAUGAUGACUCACACCAGUGGCGGUUAUCCCUUUAGGUCAAUUGGUCAAUGGCCUGUAAUAAUUGUACAAUCAAACGAUUAUAAUGUAAUUAUUUCCUUAAAAAAAAAGAAAAUUUUCUGUAUUAAAAAUGUUCGGAAUACAAUAGUAUCGUUCAAAGUUAAAUUUUGCUUUUAUUGUAUUGACAUUUCAGUCAUUUUGUUGUUGUAAAAUAUAGCGACAAAGAUGCCGCCAAAAGAUUACCGAUAAAUAAACAUGAAAUACGAGCUGUUUGACAGUACCGAAAAGCCAAAUUUAUCUUUUACUGAAACUACCGCAAUAUUACUCUUAAACAGCUAAAUACGAACAUUCACGAUGGUCAAGAAAUUUAUUUGACCUCACUGUGAGAAUACAGCACUGGGAUUCCGAACGUUCACGAAAAUGCUCUCUUAUAUGCAAGUUGGUACCAUCGUGGUCAUUGACCGUAGACCGUAGAUCUACGGUUGAGACGUGACUAUCUAUGCAGGGAGUAAGAUUAGUUCGGAAUUUACAAAGUUAAGUGCGUUCGUGAGAUUAGUAUUAUUUUAUUAUAGAUUUUUAUAAAAUGUCUGUAGUGGUUAGUAUAAAUGAACUCCAACGCCAAAUGAAAUUAAAUUGAAGAAGAAUCGAUUUACUUUUUAAAUCCGCAUAAAAAUGUAAGUUUUUAUUUAUUUUAGGUUUUGAGUUUAAGUAGUUUGUUGAUAUUCUGGCUGUUAUAAUUACAUAUUAU
Molecule: messenger RNA, 2671 nt
Organism: Diabrotica virgifera virgifera (western corn rootworm)
Lineage: Eukaryota; Metazoa; Arthropoda; Insecta; Coleoptera; Chrysomelidae
Product: zinc finger protein 235-like
Exons: 1
Coding region: 537-1472 (311 amino acids)
Biological process (GO): regulation of transcription by RNA polymerase II
Cellular component (GO): nucleus
Molecular function (GO): RNA polymerase II cis-regulatory region sequence-specific DNA binding; DNA-binding transcription activator activity, RNA polymerase II-specific
Source: RefSeq, a predicted model, not a curated record